Molecule: messenger RNA, 462 nt
Organism: Dracunculus medinensis (Guinea worm)
Lineage: Eukaryota; Metazoa; Nematoda; Chromadorea; Rhabditida; Dracunculidae
Source: the annotation of a GenBank genome assembly
AUGAGUGAAAUGAAUAGUUGUUUAUCAACAGCCAAGGUGAAGGACACAACAACACUAACUGAAGAUGAAUUGAGCGCUUCAGAAUUCCUCAGUGGUUUAAGCGAUUUCCCACAAACGAUAUAUGACGAUGAAGAAACAGUUGACUCGAUAUUAGAAAAUUACGAACCGAAUCAAAAUUCGAUUCCAAUUCGUGAUGUUCAAGAUGCGAUACGAAUUAUGAAUUCAUAUGCACAUAAUUAUUCAAUAUUAAAUCAAGCAGAUUCAAAUAAUGAUCAAUUUAUUGAUGUAAACGAGGCUUUCGUUUUUAUCAACCAGUAUGAUAAGGUAACUACAAACAAGAAACGAGGUUUGCGUUUGAAUCCUGCCGACGUACCACGCUUUGUCGGGUACCAGUGUUACCUAACAGAGCAAGAAAUGAGAGUAAAACGGCAUAGUGAGUUGUUGCUCAAUUCGGAGCGUUGA